Clunio marinus is the source of this 225-nucleotide messenger RNA. The record is from the annotation of a GenBank genome assembly. NCBI's taxonomy places the organism in Eukaryota, Metazoa, Arthropoda, Insecta, Diptera, Chironomidae.
AUGACAACAACAAUAAAGCAUUUGAAAGAGAAGAAAGAGCGAGGCAUGGUCAUCAAGAGUUGCGUUUCUUACAUAUUUCUUAUUUUCGGUAAAUACUCUGGGGCCAGCCGUAAAAUUCUCCAUUCACUUUCAAGAUCAGUAUUAAAACCGACAGUUGCUGUAAAUCUGGUUUCGGUUAAUUGCAUUAUUGGAUGCAUCGAAGAUUGCGACGAGAUGGAAAGUUAA